AAUACAAUAUAAGAACAUGAUGCUUCAUUAAAUCAUUUAAUAAAUAAAUUAUAUUAUCCAUAUAUGGCUGAUUCUGGAAGAGAAAAUUGGGCUGUUGACGAAUUACUCAAGGCUGAAGAAGAGGCUAAUGCCAUUAUCAAGAAUGCUUAAAAGGAGAGAGAAAAGAAAAUUAAAGAGGCCAAGGUUGCAGCCGAUUAAGAAAUUGCUGUAUUCCGUAGAGAAGAAGAAACUAGAUACAACUAAGAAAUUCUAAGAGUAAAUUACAAAUUUAGACUAAUAGCGUUUUGGAUCAACAAAGGAAGAAGAAGAAUUAGAGAGAAAGACAAAAGCUGAAAUAGAUAAGAUUUAUGCUGAUUAUGAAGCCAACAAAUUAGCUGUGGUUGACAUGUUGAUUAAAAGAGUUAUUGAAGUUAAAUUAGAAGUGCCUAGAGUUGUUAAGGGAUAAUUUGAAUAGCCUCAAUAAACUAUAUGAGAGAUAAUCAAUUCAUAAUAAAAUAAAAUAAGU
Paramecium octaurelia is the source of this 505-nucleotide messenger RNA. The record is from the annotation of a GenBank genome assembly. NCBI's taxonomy places the organism in Eukaryota, Ciliophora, Oligohymenophorea, Peniculida, Parameciidae.